Molecule: messenger RNA, 228 nt
Organism: Clunio marinus
Lineage: Eukaryota; Metazoa; Arthropoda; Insecta; Diptera; Chironomidae
Source: the annotation of a GenBank genome assembly
AUGACUCAUCAUCGUGUGCUGAAAAUACUUUUAUUCAUCACGCUACAAGCUUGGAGUAAGUUCGAGAAGCAUCGCGUGAUCAAGGAAAUCCCUUCGUUAGUUAAUGCAGAGGUGAAAAAUUAUGUUCUGCAAAAAAAUGAGAAUAUUUUCGGUGAUUUCAUAAAAUGGAACUUUACAAUGAUCCGAAUAGGAAAAGAAGAAAAAAAAGAGAAGGAAUCGGUGUCUUGA